CGGAGCUGGACAUUCCAGCCACACACUAACGGAGAAGUCUGAGCUUCAGCUUCCAGCUGUUUGCUGCCUGAGUGGAGAAGCAUCCCAGCAGGAUAUUACACUGGAUACUGGGAACCAGAGACGACUGGUGCCAUCAUGAACCUGACCUCCGUCUCAGAUCCUGUCCACUUACUUAGCAACAGUAUUAAUGGUAUGAGAGACCAGACUGAAAACACCAUCAUAGCAGAGUCAACCAUUUUAGGUGCCUCUUACCAGGAUUUGGUCCUAUUUCCUGAAAAUGGGUGGAAGCAGCAUAAUGUCAGUAAUUUCUUUACACAAGGAGGAAACGUGUCUGAUUCAGCAGUUAACAGGACAGUAAUGCUUCCUGAAGAAGAGUUUGACCCGUUAGGAGGACACACUAUCUGGCAGGUCAUCAUAAUUGUCUUCCUCACUGGAUCGCUCUCUCUCGUCACUGUUGUUGGCAACAUCCUGGUGUUGGUGUCGUUCAGGAUAAACAAGGCACUGAAGACGGUGAACAACUACUACCUGCUCAGCCUGGCAUUUGCUGACCUGACCAUCGGCACGCUGUCAAUGAACUUGUAUACUACGUACAUCAUCAUGGACCAGUGGGCCCUGGGGCCGGUGGUUUGUGACUUGUGGCUUGCGAUUGACUAUGUGGCCAGUAAUGCCUCAGUCAUGAACUUACUUGUCAUCAGCUUUGACAGGUAUUUCUCUGUGACCAGACCUUUGACCUACCGGGCCAAGCGUACGACCAAGCGGGCCAUGACCAUGAUUGGAUUAGCCUGGUCCAUCUCUUUCAUUCUGUGGGCCCCAGCCAUUCUGUUCUGGCAGUAUAUUGUAGGUGAGCGGACAGUCCAGCCAAACGAGUGCUACAUUCAGUUCUUGUCGGAGCCCAUCAUUACGUUUUGUACUGCUAUCGCUGCGUUCUACUUGCCAGUGACCAUUAUGGCAAUCCUGUUUUGGAAGAUCUAUCAGGAGACAGAGAAGCGAGCUAAAGAAGUACAAGGUCUCAAAGGAUCUGGGGCAGGAAACAGCUCAAACCAGACUCAGAAUCAAGGGAAUGGCAGUGGGAGAGCUGGUGGAGAAGGUUCAACCAACAGCCAGAAGAAUGUGUCAACUGUGCUGCGCCAGAUGAGCUCUCAAAGCUGCAGCAGCUACGAACUAAAUCAAUCAUCUGCAGAGAAGAACAACAAGGACAAUGGCAGCUUACCAGAGGGAAUGGGGAACAGAGGAAGGUGUGGCAUAUUUUGCUUCCAGUUUUCGUCUCUUCUGCAAGGUCGGCGUGCAUCCAGGAGGUCCUUCAACAACACAAUAUUAACGGAGGGUGAUGCAGAGCAGAGCAGCUGUGACAGCUUCAACAAUAAUGAAGUUGGGGCUUCAGGGGAUCAGUCAGGUUCUGAGGCAGAAGCUGACGGUUCAGACCCAUCAAGGACUCCAUCAGAUAGUAAGAAGUCUAGAAAGGUGAAGAAAAACAAGGAUAAGCAGCCAUCAUCAACCUACAAAAGUCAAAGAGGUUCAAACCCUCCCAACUCUUCUGCUGACCAAUCACCUGCAGCUAUAACCAUGAAAGAUGCAGCGAUGGCCAAACGCUUUGCCUCGAAGGCCAAGACCGAGAUCAACAAGCGCAAGAACGAAAAAAAGGCGAAUGAUAAGAAAGCAGCACGGACACUCAGUGCCAUUCUGUUCGCCUUCAUCACAACGUGGUUACCAUACAACAUCAUGGUGUUGGUCAAUACCUUCUGUCAGGAUUGUAUCCCCGGAACUCUCUGGGCUCUGGGCUACUGGUUGUGUUACGUCAACAGCACAGUAAACCCCAUGUGCUACGCCCUGUGCAACAAAACCUUCAGGACAACUUUCAGGGAUAUUCUAAUGUGCCAGUGGAAGCAAAAAAAGAACAAACCUCACUUCAAUCAGAGGCAGUCUGUGGCAUUCAAGAAGAAAGACCCUGUGUAGAGUGCAGUGGUCAGUUAGAUGGAUCUGUGUUACAGACUAUAUUUCCUGCUCCAUAUUCAGAGCUGGAAUGAAUAAUACACAGCUUAUCACGGAAAAAUUAAAAAAUGAAUUUUUCCCACUCAGCUUGAAUGAAAGGUUUUGCCACAGAAAGACUAGUUUGUUGUUCUUUCCCAGAUACUGUAUUUUGACUGCUGGUAAACCAAAUUUAGAAUGGAUAUUUAUGGUCUGCAGAGAAUGACUUCUAAUAGUUUUGGUGACCCUUUCAGCCUCUGUUUAGCAUGACAUCAGUUCACAAACUGACCCCCAAAUAUUUCACAUCUGAAAAGCUAAAUACUAGAUUUCCAUGUGAUGAAUUUUACUGGUCCACAGAAUACGAACUGUAGCAGUUUUAGCAGCAUCGCCUUUUCUUUAGCACAACCACAGUUUCAAAUCUGACAAUACCUAUAUUUGGGCAAAAUCUCAUGAUUUUUACUUGGUACAUUCAUUGGUACUAGUUUUUUCAUUUUGGACUUUCAGCACCACCCUCUGACUGAGGGUCCCAAAGAGGAUUAUAAUAAUAUCGUCACUGGACCUAAAGGGUCCCAAAUUACAACAUGCUGUUUGUUCUAGAAGAGCUCAAGACUUCAGAGGAGAAAAAUUCUAUUACUUUUCUGCUCUGGUCUGGCUUGCAUUUGUCAGCUUUGGUUACACUGAUACUAACAGAAAUGGUAUUUAAAACUUAAAAUUAAAUUAAAUUAAUAAAACUAAUUAUCUCUGAAAAAGCUCUGUGAGUUCAAAGGGAUGAGUAGGAAAGUCACUAUAACAAUUACCUUUAUAUGGUGAUAACAUUGUGCUUUAAUAGUAGCUGAACUACUUGCCAAGUCUCUACACAUGGAAUUAAUAAUAUUAGUAGUCUUUUAUAUGUAGUUAAUAUUAGUACACUCUAAUCUAUCAGUCCUGGGACAACUCCAUCCCUUUAUGAGGCUUCAGUUUUUGUCCAAACUGUUUCAGAGAAGCGUUGGCUCGGCAUGCUUCUAUUGAAUUUUAGUUGUCUUGUGAAGUGUUUCUAAAUCUUACCUGAUAACAUGAAUGGGGUGCAUUAGUGUGUGUGUGACAUAAACCUUCUCACCUAAUCAAUACAUCCACAGUGGUUUAGUUCUGCAUGUUGUCACUUGAUUCACGUUGUAUUCAGUGGCUGUGGUUUUUGGAAAUAUAAACAAUAUUAGAAAUAGUUCAAGUAUAAAAAACAAACAGACAGUAGAUCCUUGAUGAUGCUUUGGUUGAUACUAUUGACUGACUAGUAUUUGUAUGAUGCAACUCUGACAAUUAUCAACUGUGUGAGUCUUACUGUGUGUACAUCUGUAUAAAUACUAGGGAGCAGCAUGAUAAUGUGAAGAUGCAUACAAAGCACACAUAUGGAAAAUAAUGUGGCAGCUUCCAUAUGUCGGCCUGGUAAUUAUUGUGCAUAUUACAUGUGCACAUUGCAGGUUGCCAGUGGAAGGAGAGGAACAGAUAAGUACUGAUAAUGACCUUAACCUUUUCUAUUUUUCACUGUAGCACGUUAGAUGGAGAGUGUUGUUUUGUCAGGAAGUGAAGAAAGCAUUUACGAAUCAAUGCCAGUCCUUUAGAUCCACCUUAUGGAAAACUAUUUCUUAUUAUUUUAAAUUGCUGUGAGAUAAUACCUAUGUGUUUUAAUUAAUUACUUUGCACUUGAGUGUUUUGUAAUAUGUGCAGAUCAGUGUUUUUACAAAUCUGACAUUUGCACUUGUGUAAAAGAGCUAAACGGCAAUAAAACUGUGUGACAUUUAUUAUAUAAUCUGUGAUUCAUGAAAAUACUUUUAAAGAAACAAAGAUUUUGGCAUGGUGUGUUACGUCACUUCAGUUUUGUGUCACUGCAAAAAUGGUGCAACAGCACCAACAAGUGGCUUCAAAGUCAAACUGCAGUGAUGUUAGUCAUUGAGUGAUAACUACACUUUGCUUUUCAAAGUGAAUAUUCUAUUGUGCACAUGAAAGCCAUGACCGAUAUUACACCUUAACUCCAGGAGAACUCCAAUGUCAACUGUCCUCUUAUGCAUACGUUAUUAAUUAUUCACGUCAUAUUAAAAUGCUGAAGUGUUUGUUUAUCAACAAUAACUAAAUUAUUUUUAAAUUUUUCACUCAGUAGCUCCAAACAUGAAAUAUAGGAAAAUAAUCUCCCCAGACUGAUAAUUUUUAUUGUUUAGAGGCAAAGAGCAGCAGGGUCAAUAUUGAACCGUGGGACUUUUUGUAUCAUAGUUGACAUUUUUGCUGUUUUCAGGCCUAAAAUCAACAUGGCCGCCUAUAACCAAACAACACAUGACAUUUUUACAGAAAGAUUCUUCUAAAUAUUAUAUAUACAAUUGAGUGAAAUUGAGAGUUAUUUAUAAAGAUAUUGUAGUAAACCUGUUGACAUGCCAUAAAUCCACACUUGACACACACUACUUUAUAUUAAAUAACUCAGAAAGCCUUGGAGUCUUGCCAGUCUUUUCUUCAGGAGGAAAUGACAUCAUGUGGAGCAGGUCAUGUGAUCUGGAAUUAACACACUUCCUUGAGAGGUGUUUUUGUAAUGGGUAACUUAGUUGGAAGUGAUUUCUUGGACACAGAUACAGUUUGUUAUUUUUCAUAUAAAUUUGAUAUAUUGCCAAAAAAGAAAUAUCUGUCAUGAUUAUCUCAACUUAAUAAAAAGAACACAAUCAAAACAAUUUUUGAAUCAGCUCAUUUUAUUAUUGUUUAGCUAAUUAGAAGGUGGUUGUUAUUAAAUUCGGACAGUUAUUUCGUUGACAUUUUAAUGAUAUCCAG
Messenger RNA from Amphiprion ocellaris (clown anemonefish), 4749 nucleotides. Its product is annotated as muscarinic acetylcholine receptor M3-like. Gene Ontology annotation, biological process: adenylate cyclase-activating adrenergic receptor signaling pathway; G protein-coupled receptor signaling pathway, coupled to cyclic nucleotide second messenger; adenylate cyclase-inhibiting G protein-coupled acetylcholine receptor signaling pathway. Gene Ontology annotation, cellular component: synapse; plasma membrane; dendrite. Gene Ontology annotation, molecular function: G protein-coupled acetylcholine receptor activity; G protein-coupled serotonin receptor activity. The record is from RefSeq and is a predicted model, not a curated record. Lineage: Eukaryota; Metazoa; Chordata; Actinopteri; Pomacentridae. The coding region runs from base 136 to 1953 and encodes 605 amino acids. The transcript has 6 exons.